Haliotis rubra (blacklip abalone) is the source of this 2728-nucleotide messenger RNA. RefSeq lists its product as uncharacterized. The transcript has 8 exons. The record is from RefSeq and is a predicted model, not a curated record. The coding region runs from base 137 to 2359 and encodes 740 amino acids. NCBI's taxonomy places the organism in Eukaryota, Metazoa, Mollusca, Gastropoda, Lepetellida, Haliotidae.
GAAGCACAAUGUUUGAUGUCAACAAAUGCCGAAUGCACAUGUCACAGAAGCACGCUGGCGCGAAAUCACAGAUAUUACCCGUCAACAAGGAAUGUUAAUGAAAUGUCACAGUUUGCAACUAGAUAAAUAAGUGAAAAUGGGGUCAAAGGUGAAGCAGAAGCAUCUGCUGCUGCUCCAGAGGAAGGUUGGGGAGAAGAUGGAGGCACUCCGAGAACAGCAGGACAUCCUUCAGUCCUCGAUUGCACAGUAUGUUUCGCAGGCAGAGUCCUCAGCGGAGAACCUGUUGUCGAUAUCUGACCCGAACCUGUUCAUGGAACGCUACGUAGAUGUGAUGCAGGACUUGGAUCGAUGCCUCAACACCUGCACGCUGCUCACAGCCACUGCCGAGGACAUGAUAGAAAGCACCUCCAACAAUGAGACAACAUCUGUGGAAGAGUUCGUCAAGCCGCAAACCAUCUCAUCCUUUGAAACACAAGGACAUGACCGGGAUUAUCAUUCCACCUCCAAGCCGUCCAAGGACGUAGAAAGUGAUAAUGACGUAGAACCAAGAAGGUCAACUGAAAGAGUCCUUGAAAAUGAACGUCUAUCUAACUCGGCCAUUUCCUUAAAACUCACAAAGCCCAAUGUAUUGGAGGAAUUAGACAUUGAAAUUGAUGGAGUGACCACCGAUGAACAGGGGAAGAAGAACAAAGGAGGUAACUCUGUAGCCUUGGAGAAUAAGGGAGACAACCCUGUCCGUUACAGUACACAAGCUGGAUGUAGUGAUGGUGCUGUGGAUAUGUCAUGUGAAAGAGAUUCUCACCAGUUAGAAUUGUUAGCACAAGUAGGUCAUGUUGCUGAUGUGACAACUUUAGAUCAGGCUGGAGAUCAAGGAACAGUCCCCAAAGCUGAAGCUGAAGAUGUUCCAGAGAAAGCAUCUGACAAAGGUCCAACAAGUGUCUUCACACCAAACACACCUUACAGAUCAGUUGUUGGGGGAGCAUCAUUUGACUACGGACUUGGUCCAACCAUCUCACACUGUACACUCACCGUCGGACCAGUCAUCCCCGUUAUCGUCAGUGAGAUAGCGACGCCCUGGUCCUUCUACGUCCAGCAGUAUGGCUGUGCACUUGAAAAGCUCAGGAUUGAUAUCAACCAUUACAUUUCCCAACUGCAGCCAGGGGAGGCAACUCUCAGUGAUCCUCAGACGGGCAUGUUGUGUCUGAGUCAGUUCACGGACAAGUUCUACUACAGAGCCAAAGUCAUCGAAGUCCGAGUCAAUGAGGCUGACAUGGACUGUAACGUCAUCUACGUGGACUAUGGCAACUACGAGUGCGUCAAGCCAUCCUCGCUGCUGCAGCUGCCAGCCAGUCUCUCCACCCUGCCGUCACAAGCUAUAUUCUGCUCCCUCUCAGGGCUGUGCCCAGUCAACAAGCUGGGUGUCUGGACGGAAGAUGAAGUGAACGGUUUUCGUCAGUUUGUGAAUGGUCAACAGCUGAACUGCAAGGCGACAUUUGUCAGUCCCUACCAGACUCUUUCAUUCCCACACCUGGUUGAGCUGCAGCUCACGAUCCCACAGACAGACAAAGACGGCUGUGUGCUUCUCAGUCAGCUCAAUCUGGCAGCCCUGCUGGUGAGGCAGAACCUAGCCAGACCCAUCCCUGUGUCAGAACAGAUCGCUAAAUUACAGAACCUGUUUGGUGACCUUCCUGUUCCAGGGUCGAAACAAUCGUCACCACGGAAACCGAUGAAGAAGGAACAGGAGUCAAAGAUUCCAGAAAAGAAGGCGCCGGAUGUGAUUGUAGAGAGCAGUACUGUUGUGAAUCUUGAUUCCGUAGAUAAUCCCAGCUCGGGUGAUGCAACAAGACUUAGUACAUAUUGUUCAGAUGAAUCUGUCGAAGGUGCUGUUCAAGAUAAUGCAGGUAGGAAAGGAACCAGAGUUAAAGGUAAAUCAGUGCCGCAGUCUCCCAGGACUGAAUUGUCGGCUCCUUCCAUAUCAGACUCAAAGAAAUAUUCCAAGAAGAAUCAUUCCAAACCAACUCAGGAUAAAUGUUCACCUUCAAACCUGUUGUCUAGUGAUCCAACCAAUGAGAAAUCUGAAACCGAAUCUCCAACAAAGUCACAGACAUCAAGCUGUAUGGAAGGGGAGACAACUUCUUCCGGCGUGACAGAUCUUAGUCUGAAUCCAUUAUCUGUAGAUUUAUCCAGUGGCCAGACUGAAGAAUAUGAGGUCAUGAUGGCCCAAAUCAACUCCCCCAACGAUUUCUUCGUCCACAAGAUGACUGAAGAUGUAGGGAAAGACAUUGGACAGGCUGAUGAAAGAUCUGAAUCUCCACUUCGAACGAAUGUCCCGAAAGAAUUUAUACAAACUCUACCGUAAGUUUUCUCCUCAGUGUAGAAGCUUAUGUUGUGCACAGUUCUCCCAUGACAACAACUUUUACAGGGCAAUGAUCCUAGAGAUAACGGAGGUAGGCGAUUCCUAUUCCAGAAGUAAAACUGACAGAAUAGAUAAGAUCUGUGUUUUCUAUGUUGACUUUGGGGAUGAGGAAUGGUUGCCGAAGAAUAAAGUGUUCCCAUUGCCGGAGGAGUUUUCCACGUUACCGCCGCUCACGCUUUGGUGCUCACUGGCACACGUUCAACCAGUGGACGGUGACUGGACAGAGGAGAGUCUUCAAGACUUCCAUAGGCUUGCAGGGGUUGAGCAGCGGCUAUCAUUGGUUGUGACUGAAGGGCGAAUGCCAGAAUGUAA